Messenger RNA from Cavenderia fasciculata, 2007 nucleotides. RefSeq lists its product as uncharacterized. The record is from RefSeq and is a predicted model, not a curated record. Bases 1 to 2007 code for a protein of 668 amino acids. The transcript has 3 exons. NCBI's taxonomy places the organism in Eukaryota, Evosea, Eumycetozoa, Acytosteliales, Cavenderiaceae.
AUGAAACAAAGAAAGAAUACAUUUCAAUUUGUAAACAGGAGUCAUAGUAGUAACAGUGAUAGCAAUAAUAAUAAUAACAAUGAGGAGGAUGAUGCAACCUUGGAUAAGAAUCAUGAAGUAAUAGAUAUAGAUUUAGAGGAAACCAUUAACAAUAAUACCAAACAUGUUACUAAAAGAAGAAAGAAUAGUAAUAAUAGUGUAGACUCAACGACUGAUAAUAACAUCAAUCAUAAUAAAACAAAAGACAUCGAUCAACAAAGAAAGAGAUCAUCAGCAUCACAAUUUAAUAAUAAUAACAAGAGAUUUCACGAUGAAGAUGCAGAAGAUGAUGAUCAUGUUGAAGAAGAAAAGAAAAGCAGAGCAAUAUACACAGAGAAUGAUUUAAAGAGUAAACUUAAAAAAGAUUUACUUUUAAUUUGUCAAGAGUUGGGUGUCGAUGCACCAAAUAAUCAAACCAAAGAUGUGAUCAUUGGAAGGAUUAUCAAGACUCAAAAAGAUCGAUUAACAUUCAAAGAGAAAAUGGUUGACAAUAAUCCUUUAUGUGACUUUAACAAGGGAUCACUCGAAUAUUCAUUACCGUGGCCAAUCAUCAGUAGAAUACUCGAUCAAGUUUGGACUGAAUCUUCUAUUUGUACUUGUUACUUUAGUGAUAGAUUCACGAGUACUCUACAACUGCCACAAGGACAUAUUGUGCGAUCGCAACAAUCCCAACAACAUUUAGGCGCCUUUGAUUACUAUCAAAUGUGGCCAGUCUUUCAACCAAUGUUGGACGAGUACAAAGAAUCAAGAAUGAAAUGUCCAAUGCACGCAUACCACUAUUUGAAUGGUGUGGAGCCAUUAAUCAACAUAUAUACACCAUUCAUUGCCUAUUCUCGCAAUGACUCCAACAAAUGGAGAUACCAACUACUUGGUAUUUCAAAAAGAGUCAACCAAUUUCUGUCAUCCAAAAACUUUGCCAAUGUUCGACUUGGAUUCACUCCAGACACAUGGAAUCACCUCAACAAUCAAUAUUGCCCAAUUAAAGCACCAAAACAACUUAAAUUGACUAAAAGCCUGACCGAAGAUGUAUUUGCCAACCAGAACACAUCGAUGUUAUCCCAUGUUGAAAAGAUCUCUUUCCAAAAUAUCCUUAUCAUACCCCAACCUCAGUAUUUCAAGUUUAUAAUCCGUCAAUUUAAGAAUAUCAAAUCACUCACAAUACCAAACUAUAGAAUGAAACUAUCAUUCGUGUCUAAAUUCAAGAAUCUCACAUCACUCAAUUUAAAAUGUUCAUCUGAAAAUACAAAUAGACAAGAAUUAUUGGAUCUUAUUCAACUAGGGAUGGUUAAACUAUUACUUCCAAACCUUUGGUGUGUUGAACCAAUCUCACUCAAAACUGAACUAGCCAACACAAUUCAAGUGAGCAACAUUCAUCCACCAAAUCAAAUGCCAAACUUGCACACAUUUCACAUCCCCUCUUCAGAAUACAACAUGUCAUCGUUUAAUCAUCCAAAUGUGACCAAACUAGUUAAAUGCGAUCACAAACCAUCAAUAGAACUUAUUGUUCCACCGAACAUUUCAAUUUUAAAACUCACUACAACCCAAAAUUCUUUGAAUCCCAAUUCUAUUCAAACCAAUAUUUUUAAUGGAUUGAAUGUGGAUCAACUCAUUAUCACCACCCACCAAGAAAUAACAGAUAAAACGAUAAAUUCAUUUAAAAGACUUGGAUAUGAAUAUCAUGGAGCUAGAUUCAAAGGAUCAACAUCAUCAAAAAGAAAUCUUCAAUUUAUUAAAACAACAACAACACCAGAUAUAACAAUCAUUAAACCACCACUUGAAGAAGUCGAGAAUUUAUGUAAAAUAACAAUUGCCAACAACCCAACACUUCCCUACUAUUUAAUCGAAAAGAUAGUCAGAUACUCUUGGAAUAGUUAUUAUUGUACAUGUGAGAUGGCAAAUGAGACAAUAGGGGAUAUAACUUUUGCAGAUUAUAUCAAACAAUCUCAAGAGUUUAUCAAAGUCAAAUAA